Hypoxylon fragiforme is the source of this 2994-nucleotide messenger RNA. RefSeq lists its product as uncharacterized. The transcript has a single exon. The coding region runs from base 507 to 2738 and encodes 743 amino acids. Lineage: Eukaryota; Fungi; Ascomycota; Sordariomycetes; Xylariales; Hypoxylaceae. The record is from RefSeq and is a predicted model, not a curated record.
AAAAAAAUUGUAUUGAAUUCGCAAUGGCUUAAUUAUUUGAUUUGGAGUAAAUUUGGAUGCUUAUUUCUUGAUUAAUGGUUAUUUUGAUAAUUUUGAUUUUUGCCGUUGGGGACGCUCAAUACAAACGAUCACCUUCGUGCCUCAGACUAGGAAACGGUUUUGCGUGGGAGGGGUAGGUCUGGGGUCUGAUUGGCUAAAAAGUGCUGUGGCGCAAAAGGUACAAAGCAAAACCGUCCUCCUAGUCUGAGCUUGCUGAGAUAAAUAUGUAGGUAAGUAUUGUACAUACAAGUCUGUAUAUGCGAUAAGUACCUAUAAGAUAAGAUAAGACAAAAAGAUUUCGUCAAGUUUGAUAGUCUCGUUAUGUGGGCACCAAAGGGCCUUUUACACUUGCCUUCACGUUGUAUAAAAAAACAAAAAAACAAAAAACAUACAUCUACCUAGGUAUAUACGAUAUUGAAAACAAUAUCUCAAACCUGGGAAAACAUAUGCAUGCUACCCUAUAGCUCAUGUCCCUGGGGAUCACAUCACUUGGGAGAGCCCCAAGUUACACAGCUCGUGUCAAAGGGCUCUCACUGUUCCCCAGGGAGCAGCAAUACAAGCCAUCGAUUUUCCAGCUAUCACAGCUAUCAAAUUCGCGGCAAUGGCUCUCGACAUCUACAAGGAAGAUGGAAACAUCCCCAACAAUAUCAAGAAGAGAUCGUAUCAUAAGUCAACUUUUGCGUGGCAAAUCUCGUUCGGCAUUAUUUAGGGCCGUACAGGGACAAGUAAUUAAGAAGAAGCUUGGUUCAGUACCGAAUGAACCUAUACUCGUGAAGCUGCCGGUUCAAUAUCCCAAUAAGUACAAAUCGAUUGCUAGCUUUCGCAGGUUUAGGAGGAGCGUGGCGAGACAAUAUCUACACGAUGAUCGACAUGAAGCUGCUGCCAGAAUGCCGAAUACUUGGCGCUCGACGCUCGAUUUCAUGCUACGGCACACGCACAAGGUCGGAGCCGAGCUAUUUUUUCGAAUCAUCAUAGGAAAGGGGCGUGCCGCAGAAGCGUAUGCGGCGCUUUCAGUACCUGACACACGCCUUUCAGAGAUUGGUCGAAGAAACGAAUGCCUCAUCCAGUUCGAGCAAUCCCACUCCCAAAAUGGCGAGUUGAGUCUUAGCGUAGCUGGCCCCGAAAAGUCUGUCCGAAAAUCGAUAAUAGAAAUUAUCGAUAUAGUAGGUAAGAUUACCGCCAUCAGGCUAAUUGAUCCAAAAUGGAAACCCUUUUUGUCGGGUCUGAUGACGGCGGUUACCGUAAAGCAAUCGAGCAUUCGACGUCUAGGGGAUAGGGAGGCUGCAGAAGACAACAACACCUUGACUCUAAUCGGUCCUCCUUCUACUGCCCCUGAAAGAAUGUACAAAUCUUACACUUUGUCGAAGCGCGCCGACGAGAUCGAACAACCUACGAUAUGGACCAGGAUUUCUUUCGAGGAAUACGUCGCUGCGCUGGUUCAGGCCGAGGUUCCUACCCAUGUAGCGCGAGCUCUAUAUCCCAAUUUCCCUGACCACCAAGCCACCGUUGUAUCACUCCUCGUUAACUUGUUCACUUCGGAAGAGACCAAAUCGGCAAUAUCUAUGUCUGCCUUGAAGAUGGCUAUUAAAUACAUAGAAUCCAAGGGCUCCGGAUUUCGCCAAGCGUCUCGAAUCAUAUUCAGCCAGGUCGAGCUGCUGGAAAUUCCUAUGGACGCCGAGAUAUUCGGCAUAUUUCUCGCCAGUGCCUCCAGGGCCAGGGACCUUGGGGGCUUUAAUAGUAUAAUAAGAUCGAUGGUCAAGAAAGGAUUUUCCCCCGAUGGCCGUGCUUGGGUCGCAUUUAUAGAGAUGAUAGAGCACGUGGAAGUCAAGCGCUUUGUCUCAGCGAGAUUAGGGGCCAAGGGGCUACGUCGCAAUCCUUCGAUACUUCGCGCAGUUGGUAGGCAGAUGGCAGUACCCAAUCUUGAGUAUCAACCUUCGUUGGUAGAACAUAUUGAGGGAUACUUGCUCCACCAGACAAAAAAGUAUGGAGUGGGAUGGCUAGACACAAUCACACUCAAUAAGCUUGUGGCCAAUCUUGGCGCUCGGGACGAGUGGAAAGCUUGUGACGAUUUACUCAGGGUGGUAUAUGCCUCGCGAAUGGCCUCGCCAAAUGCGGCCACACUGAAUACGUUGCUGACCCAUACGAUGAGCUUAGAGGAUAAGGUAGCGUUGAUGGGAACCAUGCCAACACGAUUUCCGGGUUGGGCAUCGGAGUUGGUGCCAAAUGAUAUCACCUAUCAUUUACUGUACCGAGCUGCUUGGCUCAGACGAUACCCCAACACAGUCGGGGUAGUAUGGCGAUAUGCCGUACUUGCGCGUCAAACCAACGGGGGAAUGCGGCGCGCCCUGUCGCGGAUCCUCGAACCGGGACCCAAGUUGGGGGGUCGGCGUGCAUUUAUGAAGAUGUGCGAAAACAUGAUAUUCGGAGAAGCAGAUCUAGCGGAGGUGCGAGCAUCUCGAGGGCUGGCUGACGCAACAGACAUGAUAAGACAUUAUACAGAAAAGGCGAAGGGCAUGAGGCCAGGUGUGUGGCUCGCGGACAAGCUUCAGGAAGCAUUAGGCAUGGACGCGACAAUACACCGAACCCAGAAGAAUGGCGAAGUCUUGACAACUGAGGCCAUGAGGCUUCUCACGGUGAAAAUACUGUUGACGACAGAGGAAGAGUAUCGAGCUAGUUAUUCUAUAUUUAGAAAAACAUAAUGCAGAUACAUUCUUCUGAGUUGGACGAUGGAGUUUCGAGAGUACAGAUGUAGUAUAUGUAUCUUGAAUAGAACUGUAGAGUUUCGAGAGUACAUAUGCUGUAUAUAUAUCUUGAAUAAAACUGAAGAGUAUCUCGAAGGGACAUCCAACUAUGUAACCUUAUAUAUAUAUAGUAGUGUUGGUUCACUAAUGGGGUUUAUUGGAAUAUUUAGGUAAAUGAUAUUUCAAUGUUGUAAAUAACCUCUGAAAAUGUAAC